Molecule: messenger RNA, 935 nt
Organism: Rhizophagus irregularis DAOM 181602=DAOM 197198
Lineage: Eukaryota; Fungi; Glomeromycota; Glomeromycetes; Glomerales; Glomeraceae
Source: RefSeq, a predicted model, not a curated record
AUGGCGAACAUAUCAAAAGUUUACUGUGAGAAAAUAGAUCUCGAAAUUAUAGACCUUAAGAAGGUUUAUACAUUUGAAGAGUUCGAGUACAUAAACGACCAACUUAAGACUCGCACUAUACAACUUAAUGGAAAACCAGUUAACCUCUUCGAAUACGAAAAUGGAAAGUUAAUCCCAAUGCCACAGACUCCAUACGCAAGAGGAAAGGUUGUCUUAGAAAUUGGGAGACAGUUAGCUAACUGGAACAUCGAAACUCGCCAAAAUGGAGGCGUUACCUUUUCGCAAGGUGGCUUUAAUUUUAAUGUUGGGGGACAGAGAACCAUUCUAGCACCAGAUGUUUCUUUCACUCCAAAACAAACAGACCGUAAUUUGAACAGCUUACAAAAUUGGACCUUUCAAGGCCAACCCUUCACUCCAAUAUUCAUUGUUGAGGUUGAUUUUAUUGAAACUGAAGCACAAUUUCAAGUAUUUGACGAUAGAUUCAGAAAUAAAAUUUUUGCACAGGGAACAGCUGUAGAGUUAGGAUUUCUAGUUAGCAUCGGCCAAGAUGAAAACAACCAACUGGUGGGAAAUAUCCAUUCGUGGAGAAGGUACGAAAAUAGUGAUACUGUUCAUCAUUAUGAACAUGGAUGGAGAGAUAUGAAUACCACUGUUAAUGGUCAGCAGAUUCUUCCAGGAUUCAUCUUGGAUGUAGAGAUGAUUGAAAAGGCUAUCUCAAAACAAUAUUCAGGUUCAUCAUCAUCGGAUGAUGAUACUAGAUCUGCCUGUCCUAAAUGUGCGGAAACUUUUACUGAUAAUCACAUAUUUAUGAAGCAUUUUCGAAAAGAGCAUGCGCUUAAGCGACGUACCUAAACCAAUGCGUUAAUCAAUAGAUUAUCAUGCGUCUCAAAUGUAGUUAAAAAAAAAUUAUAUUUUCUUAUGUGUAGUAGUAAGGC